AUGGACUUUGAUUUAGACGAUACGUGGUCGGAUACGUCUCUCGAGGAGGACAACCAGGAUAACCCAAUUCAGUCUCGUGCCUACCAGAUCGAGAUGUUCGAACACAGCCUGAAAGGCAAUAUCAUUGCCGUGAUGGCAACUGGCAGCGGCAAGACUCAAGUCGCCAAAUUGCGGAUCGAAGCAGAGCUGGAACGCUCCCUCGACAAGCAGGUGUGGUUCACCGCCCCUAGCGUCGUUCUGGCACUUCAACAGCACUCCUUCCUAUCCAAACAGCUGCCCGCGUUCCAAUUUAGAUUGAUCACAGGUAUGGAUAAUGCAGAACACUGGAAAACUAAAGAUGUUUGGGACAAAGCUCUAUGCAAUAUCAAUGUCGUCGUCUCCACUCCGCGCAUCUUGCUUGACGCCCUCAAUUAUGGCUUUCUGUCUUUACAAAACAUUUCACUGCUCGUGAUCGAUGAGGCCCAUCACUGCGUUGACAAUUCGGAUUUGAACAACAUCAUGCGACUUCACUAUCAUCCUUACAAUGCCCCUGAAUAUACUGGCACUCUUCCACACAUACUUGGACUCUCAGCUAGUCCAGUUACAAAGAAGAGAGUCGCUGAGUUACGUGUCUUGGAGACCAAUCUCAAUGCCAAAUGCAUGACUCCCACGCAGCAAUUGGAAGAAUACACGGCUUUCCUGAAUAUGCCAAGGCUCGAAACAUUGACAUUCGCCGAGAAUCUUAAUCCCCCCCCCAAGCUCUUGAUUGCCCUUCGAGAAAGAAUAUCUGGGAUACAGAUUGAUGACGACCCUUUGAUGAAGAAAUUACGUGGGAGGGAUAAUUUACAAUCUCAAGAAAAGCUAGAGAAAAUCUUGAGGAAGAAUUACACCCCGGCGCUGAAGGAACUACGAUCGUUCUCAGCAUCAUCUGCCACCAUGCAUGCGAGCCUAGGUAACUGGGCUUGUGAUAUUUUCAUCACCGCUUGCAUUCGAAAAGUUCAAGCUGCAGCAUUUCGUGGGCUAGACGAUGAAGCAGCUGGAGACACCGCAGCCGACAAACUCCAAUUUAUAAAGUCUGUUCUUCAACCCCUAGAAGCAUUUACACAUCUAGAUCACCCUGAAAUCUCUUCAGCGGACAGUUUAUCACCCAAGGUCAAACGUUUGCUGGAAUACCUGAUUCGAGAACAUCGUCCCAAUCUUCGAGCUCUGAUUUUCGUCCAAGCCAGACACACAGCCUGGUCGCUUACGGAGCUCAUCCAAGCUCAUCCAGUGAUGCAAAAUUAUCAAGCGUUCUCAUUCGUUGGUGUAUCCAAUCCAUCGCACCAAGGUGUCUUCGACUUUGCCGAAUUGCGUGUUCAGAACGAGAAUCUCGAGAAAUUCAGACGUGGCGAGCUUAACCUCUGCGUAGCCACCUCGGUGCUUGAAGAAGGGAUUGAUGUGCCUGCCAUCAAUUUGGUCGUAUGCUUUGACGAGCGCCCAAAUCUUCGAAGUUUUGUCCAGAGUAGAGGCAGAGCACGGCACCAGGACUCCAAAUACGUCCUUUUCCGUUCCACAACAGAAUCCUGGACCAAAGUCAAAAAGUGGCAGGCCCUGGAAAACGAAAUGAAGACUGAAUGUGAGGAAGCUAAACAAGCCCUGGAAGCACGCGAAUUGCUCGAAAAUCUGAAUGAGUUUGGCGGUGACGUAUACCGGAUCGAAUCUACGGGAGCAGUACUGUGUUUCAACAAUUCUCGGGAGCUUUUGCAGCGAUUCUGUGCGAAACUACCAAAGACGGAAGAGUCCGAAAGAAUAGAAUUGGCAUUUUGCAUUGAUGGCGAAAUUGGUGUCAAUGUAUCUGCUAGAGUCUAUCUUCCGUCGUCUCUUCCACCACAGCUCCAGAUAGCUCAGUCCAAGCUCGCCUGGAGGACGGAAAAGAUGGCAAAGAGGGAUGCUGCUUUUCAGGCGUACCUUGCUCUCUAUCACGCUGGACUUGUCACAGAAAAUCUUCUGCCUCCAGAGUGGCCGAAAGAAGAAAAGAAGGCGACUAAGAGCACGGGGGGUGAUAGAGACUCUGACGGAAGAGAGAGCAUUUGUGCUGUGCAGCAACAACACGAUCCCUGGCCAAACAUUAUGGAGAAAUGGGCAAAACCCGACACCCUAUACGCUCAUCGACUCCAAAUUGACGAUGAAGCUGCCAUCUAUCCGAGAAUGCUCGUUCUUUUGCCCCAGAGGCUGUUCAGACUCGACUUUCCUCUAUACACAACGUCUUCAAAACCCUUGAAAGCAUCUGUGGGACCAGGAGCGGAGGUCCAUGAUUUUCCAGUGGAUCUGGCACGCGAAGUUAGCUUGCAUCUGUUAACCACUGUCCUGGGGAGAAGACUUUGUGGUUUGCAGAAAGACCAAUUACCAUUCCUUCUCGUCCCGGAUGUGCAAGCGCAGUCACUUCAAGCCUGGUAUGAAACAGCUUCAACCAUUACACCUCUGGCUGAUCUCCUCUCUACCGGCGGCCUUGGUGAUCGCGAUUACCUCGUGCGGUUAGCUAAAAAGCCAAUACCAUAUGUCUAUCGACACUCAUCGCUCGCCGCAAAUAUCAAAGGAGUCGACAACAGCGAAUCGCCUCAAAUUCAAGCAAGAAAACUUCCAAGGAAGCUGGAAUAUUUGAGCUGGCAGGAACCUUCAAUGCCAACUAAGCAAGCUUCUCUGACGUCGCUCUCUGUGAGCGAAUGCUCGGUUUUAGGGCUUCCUCCCGAGUACGGCCAUUUGGUGCUACUAGUCCCCUCGAUAACUCACAUGCUCGAAGUCGCCCUUCGAUCUAUGGAAGCCUGUGAAGGCCCACUCUCAGACCUCGCCUACGAGAAUGUCGAGUUGGUCUCUGAGGCAUUGACAUUGCCACGAGUUUCCGCGAGAAACUACCAACGGUUGGAAUUCCUAGGAGACGACUUGUUGAAAUUCUACUCGACAAUUCAGGUCUUUGUUGACUAUCCCAAUCAUCCUGAAAAUCAACUCAGCAUCUAUCGAGAGAGAAUAGUCAACAAUGUUCGUCUUCAACGGAGCACGAGAUCGCUUGGUCUAGACCGAUUCCUCACACAACGUAGAUUUUCCGGGGCGGAAUGGACAGCUGGUGUCGCCAAACCAGGCUCCGGAGCAGGAGGGUCAUCUUCCAAGACACACCUCUCUUCAAAAAUUUUGGCCGACGUGAUCGAGGCGCUGCUUGGUGCUGCAUACUUGGAUGGAAAGGAUAAAGAGGACUCAGAACCGAAAUUGAUCUCUGCUCUGAAAUUGCUCAUUGGCGAGGUCCAAUGGCGACGCAUAAACGAGAAUUUGGAAACAUUUACGAACGUGAAUAAUUCUUUGAUGCACGAUCUUCAUCUGUUUACCCCUGUCGAGUCAAUGAUCGGGUAUUCGUUCCAGAACCGGGCUCUUUUGUCAGAAGCACUGACCAAAUCAUGCCUGGGCGGCGCGUUGUCAUCAUACGAUCGACUUGAGCUCCUAGGCGACGCUGUUCUCGAUCACAUCGUCAAGACCAGGCUCUAUAACAGUCCUCUACUCUUCGACCCGGAGCAGAUGACCAUCCGCCGUCAUGCCCUCGUCAGUCAUGCCACCCUCGCUUUUUUCGCUCUCCAAACUUCACACUCACAUAGGACUUUCGAAAUCCGGACAGAUCCCCGCUCACAUGUCACCGUCGACCAUGAAUCGACCAGGACCAUCUAUCUCCCCGACCAUAUCAGACGGAUCGGGGACCGAGCAAUCACCAAGCAACGUGAAGCCACACUGGCGGCGUAUCACGAAAUCCGCGCUGUGAUUAUCGACAAUUUCCAGAAGGGGAGGAAGUUCCCUUGGUCGGAACUCCUGCGCAUCAAAGCGCCAAAAUCGUACUCGGACGUCGUCGAGUCCAUCCUGGGCGCUGUCUUUGUAGAUUCGGGCGGCGACCUCGAACCAUGCACGCGAGUGUUAGAGACGAUGGGCUUCAUGAACCUAGUGCACCGUUUCGCGACGGAGAGAGAUCUACAAGUUCAUCAUCCCGAAGCGAUGCUCCAAGAGGCACAAGUUGGGUGUCAACUGGUCACGACCCGGGCCAAAGCGGGCUGGAGGUGUAAAGUCAUGCUCGACGGCGAAAGAAUCGCGCACGCGAAGAAGGCGAGUUGUAAGGACGAGGCGUCGUGUCGGGCGGCGGAGCGGGCGGUGGAAGUUCUUUCGCGAAGAAGGAAGAAAGAACAUACGCCAGAGGCUGGGUGUGUGGACAGGGAACCGGGAUUUGAACAUGAAGAAAGAGAUGUAGAUGGUGAUGGUAAUGCGUUGGAAUCAGAAGAGAUCUGA
Messenger RNA from Rhinocladiella mackenziei CBS 650.93, 4275 nucleotides. RefSeq lists its product as uncharacterized. NCBI's taxonomy places the organism in Eukaryota, Fungi, Ascomycota, Eurotiomycetes, Chaetothyriales, Herpotrichiellaceae. Bases 1 to 4275 code for a protein of 1424 amino acids. The transcript is spliced from 5 exons. The record is from RefSeq and is a predicted model, not a curated record. Gene Ontology annotation, cellular component: cytoplasm; RISC complex; nucleus. Gene Ontology annotation, biological process: siRNA processing. Gene Ontology annotation, molecular function: ATP binding; ribonuclease III activity; RNA binding.